Cuscuta campestris is the source of this 255-nucleotide messenger RNA. Lineage: Eukaryota; Viridiplantae; Streptophyta; Magnoliopsida; Solanales; Convolvulaceae. The record is from the annotation of a GenBank genome assembly.
GACACGCCGCCACUAGACCUAGCCAGUUUUCCUUCUCUGACGAACUCCGAUCACCUUCCCCCGCAGCAAGCUCCGGCGACUCCCUCUGUCCCGGCGAAGUCCAGCAGCGACGGGAAGGGCGAUGUCGCGAGGCCAGUCGACGUCUAAGAAUGGUCAGCGGCGGGAGACCUCCAUCUUUGGUGGAGAAUUUCCGAUCAGACAGAGGGGUGGUGGUGGUGAUCUCCACCGGCGAGAAGGGGGGGAGUGGCCUCCAUC